Aphidius gifuensis is the source of this 405-nucleotide messenger RNA. RefSeq names its product SCF E3 ubiquitin ligase complex F-box protein grrA-like. Gene Ontology annotation, biological process: SCF-dependent proteasomal ubiquitin-dependent protein catabolic process. NCBI's taxonomy places the organism in Eukaryota, Metazoa, Arthropoda, Insecta, Hymenoptera, Braconidae. Gene Ontology annotation, cellular component: SCF ubiquitin ligase complex. The record is from RefSeq and is a predicted model, not a curated record. The transcript is spliced from 2 exons. The coding region runs from base 1 to 405 and encodes 134 amino acids.
AUGUUUAAUAUUGUUGGUGACAUUCCGCUCAAAGAAGAAUCAAUAAUCGCAAUUUCAAACAAUUGUAAAAAACUUAAACGUUUAGAAAUAGCUGGAUGUAUUAUAGUACCAUCUGUUGUUAACAAGCUUGAAGAUAGUACAAUUAUUGCUGUUGCUAAUAAUUGUAAAUACCUAAAAAGUUUAGAUAUCCGAGGUUGCAUGGCGAUUACUGAAACAGCUCUUGUUGCUUUGACAAACUUGGAAAAUUUAGAAAAACUAGAUGUAAGCUUUCUUGAUAUAAUUACAGACAGCUUCAUUAUCAAAUUGAAGAGAUUGAAAGAAUUGCAUUGUGGUGAAUGCAAGGAACUUACUAUUAUACGAGUUAUAAAAAAUAUUCCAGAUCUUGAACUUCUUGAUGUUUAUUGA